AUCUUCAGAUUUCACACGCAACAAACAAACAAUCAUGUGCUCCGCCUAAACCCCAUAUUUUAAAAGAUACCCACUUUUCCAAAAGCUCCACUCUUUCGGUACAAAUCCGCCAUUGAAACCCAUUUUCAACUGUGCGCCCGUGGUUCAUUGCUGAAGUAUGGCCCCCAUUUCAUCUGCUCCCUGCUGAGACUUCGGAAUUGAGGAAACUUAACAGAUAAGAUAAGUCUAUCUUCUAUGAGUCGGGUCGGCUUCACGGGUUUGCGUGAACCAGUCAUACGUGCCGCCAUUUGGUUUUGAUUUUUGAAUACGUUUUCAAGUUUUUCUCAGACAUUUCGUCCUUCAAUUCCUACACGCGUCUGCAGUAUUUAAUUAGGAGGGAGCAGGGUUUUGUUGGGUUCUGUACAGACCUUUUUUGCUUGAUGGGGGCCAAAAGUUCAAAGGAGGCCUCGUCCUUUCGGUCGACUUCUUCUUCUUCGUGGGGUGGUGGUGGGUAUCCUCAAUCGUCAUAUGGACAUGAAACCCAAAGUUAUAUGCCUCCGCAACAGCAACCCUAUUCUUCCCAACCGUAUUAUACAUCCCCUCCAGAGUGCUAUGGGAGCGUUGAUAAUGGCAGGAGAUUGGAUAGGAAAUACUCAAGGAUUGCUGAUGAUUACAAUUCUUUAGAAGAGGUAACACAAGCUCUUGCGCGUGCUGGCCUCGAGUCUUCCAAUCUUAUUGUUGGCAUUGAUUUCACCAAGAGCAAUGAAUGGACAGGUGCAAGGUCGUAUAAUAGACGAAGUCUGCAUCAUAUUGGAGAUCACCCAAAUCCUUAUCAACAGGCCAUAUCAAUUAUUGGAAAGACAUUGGCUGCUUUUGAUGAUGAUAACUUAAUUCCCUGCUUUGGAUUUGGGGAUGCAUCAACUCAUGAACAAGACGUCUUUAGUUUCUACCCAGAUGAGAAGUUUUGCAAUGGUUUUGAAGAUGUAUUGAGUCGUUACCAAGAAAUCGUCCCCCAUCUACGACUUGCAGGACCAACUUCAUUUGCACCUAUUAUUGAAAUGGCCAUGACCAUUGUCGAGCAGAGUGGUGGCCAGUACCAUGUUUUGCUAAUAAUUGCAGAUGGACAGGUAACGAGAAGUGUAGAUACAGAACGCGGUAAGCUUAGUCCACAGGAGCAGAAGACUGUUGAUGCCAUUGUUGAAGCAAGCAAAUUUCCUCUGUCGAUUGUUUUAGUUGGAGUUGGAGAUGGCCCAUGGGAUAUGAUGAGAGAAUUUGAUGACAAUAUCCCAUCGCGUGCAUUUGAUAAUUUUCAGUUUGUAAAUUUCACGGAAAUUAUGUCAAAGAAUAUAGCUCCAUCUCGGAAAGAAACUGAGUUUGCUCUUGCAGCUUUAAUGGAGAUUCCUUCCCAAUACAAGGCUACAAUAGAGCUUAACAUAUUGGGUGGUCACAAGGGCAUUUCUCCCCAGAGGAUUGCACUCCCUCCACCCAUCUAUGGCGCAGCAUCUUUUAGCAGUUCAAAAUCUUUUAGUAGUUCGAAGCCUGCCUGGUCUUCCAGUUACGAGCCGAGCGUGCCUUCCUUCCCCGAAAUUAGAACUCCUACUAGCACUGCUCCUCCUGUAGCAAACUCAACUUAUGACAACCAGGUCUGCCCCAUUUGCCUCAGCAAUCCAAAGGACAUGGCUUUCGGCUGUGGACACCAGACGUGUUGUGAAUGUGGACAAGAUCUCCAGACAUGUCCCAUAUGUAGGAGCGCCAUUCAUACCAGAAUAAAGCUCUACUGAGAAGCGGUCUCAGUUUUUUACUGCUUUGCUGAAAUUCUUUGUAAUUUAUUCCACAAUUGAUCCAAAAUGAUGUUCUAUCUGGUCAAUGUGAGUUGUUCGGGUUAUCGUCUUCGAAUUUACUAUGCGAGUUCAUCUCUACGGCUGAGAUGCCUACUUGAGAAAGAUGAAGGACCCAGAUUUCGCGCUUGAUAUGUACUAUGGAAUGUUCAUUUGAAGAUUAAAAUUCUUUGAAAAUGUUGGUCCAAAUCUAGAUGUUUUUAAUAUGAAAAUGUACAGGCUACGCACCAAGAUGGUAUUGAGAUUUUGAAAAUGGGAGAUGGAAUUUGUUUA
Momordica charantia (bitter melon) is the source of this 2090-nucleotide messenger RNA. The record is from RefSeq and is a predicted model, not a curated record. NCBI's taxonomy places the organism in Eukaryota, Viridiplantae, Streptophyta, Magnoliopsida, Cucurbitales, Cucurbitaceae.